This is a messenger RNA of Phanerochaete carnosa HHB-10118-sp, 575 nucleotides long. RefSeq lists its product as uncharacterized. Gene Ontology annotation, cellular component: ribonuclease MRP complex; ribonuclease P complex. Gene Ontology annotation, molecular function: ribonuclease P RNA binding. The annotation marks the transcript as partial. The transcript has 3 exons. Gene Ontology annotation, biological process: rRNA processing; tRNA 5'-leader removal. The record is from RefSeq and is a predicted model, not a curated record. NCBI's taxonomy places the organism in Eukaryota, Fungi, Basidiomycota, Agaricomycetes, Polyporales, Phanerochaetaceae.
CAAAAGGUCCGACGCGGACGUUGUAGCUAACAGCACCACCCGACGCAAAGGGCUGCACUGUGGUCUGCCGUCGGAAAGAAGGCACGUCCCACGUCUUUGCUUUUCGCACGUCCACGAGCCGAUAGGAACACUCUUGACCCCGGCGCCGAUAAGAUUCGAGCUCUUCGUUGCUCUGCACAACGUCUGGAUGGGGUACAUGUCGGAGCUGCUCAAUCUGCCCCCCGCUGACUCCGGAUCGACGCAGCAUGCUCAGACGCAGGCAGCGGGCAUGCAUGCAAAGCUGAUCAAGGCUGCCUUUGAAGGAGCGAUGAUCGCAGUCAAGCAGAGCAAGAACGCGUCGCUCGUAGGCUUGACCGGCAUCGUCAUCCUUGAGACCGAGAACGCGUUCAAAAUUAUCACCCCAAAGGAUCAACUCAAGCUCAUCCCGAAGAGGAAUUCCGUCUUUGCAUUUUCCGUUCCCCUCUACGCAACAACCACCCCGGUCUCGAAUCCUCCUGCGUCCAGCCCCGCCUCUGUACCAUCGGAACAGGACAUGACGUCGCAGGUUCCUCCGACACGCACGGUCCUAGAUCUCC